UUUUGUUCCCUUGGUUUUUCUGAGCACUUUCGACGGUCUUCACUCUUUCUUCUGACCUACCCCAACUCCCUCAAUUUCUCUUGUUAUCAAAAAUGGCGAACGCGCUGGAAGAGCUCGCUGACUUUCUGAAGGACUCUCGCUCGCUUGUGCGUGCGCACGCGGUGGACACUGUGGCUGGACUGACGGCGUCUGCGGACGGGCUCGAGUACAUUCGCGCCUACCCGCGGCUGGCUGACGAGCUGCUCGCGCGGCUGUCUGACGCCGACCCUGGCAUUGCGCGCGACGCAUUCAAGGCUGUAGUGAACAUGACUGGCGACCGGACGCUUGCCCAGCGGACGAUCGACGUGCCUGGGCUGUUUGCGCACCUCGUGGCGACCACGACCGAGCCAACGUCGCUGUUUGCCGACCUCGCCGCAAUGGUGCUGUCCAACCUCACACGCAACGAGCUCGGCUGUGGCAAGCUGCUCGGCACAAACACGCCCGAGGAAGGCCAAGCGCUGUACAAGCUCGUCGACGUCUUCUGCAAGGGCGCCUUCAACCACAACCCGAACGCAUCGCUCAACUUUCUGGCUCCCAUCCUCGAGAACGUCUCGCAGUCGAACUUGGGACGGCGGCUGCUGGUCGACCAGGAGCGCGCAGUGCUGCCACGGCUGCUCACCCACCUCGAAAACCCAGACCGCGUUCGUCGCGGCGGCGUCGCUGGCAUUGCCCGCAACUGCUGCUUUGAAACGGCGGCGCACGAGUAUCUGCUCGGCGAGAAGGUCGAUAUUCUGUCAUUCCUGCUGCUGCCGCUGUGCGGUCCGGAAGAGUUUGACGACGAGGACAUGGACGGCAUGCCCGAUUGCUGCCAAUAUCUCGACAGCAGCAAGCAGCGUGAACCCGAAGUCUCCAUUCGCCGGCAUCUCGUCGAAGCCCUGUAUCAGCUGUGCGCCACCAAGCAUGGGCGAACAGUUCUUCGCGCCAAAAAGGUCUACCCCAUCAUUCGCGAAAUGCACAAGCACGAAACGGAUUCUGAUCUUGACAAGGCGUGUGAUCAUCUUGUGCAAGUGCUUGUGGGCGAGGAGAGCGGACAUGAGGACUUGAAGCAAGUCCCGCUGCCCGAAUCCUACACUUCCAAGCUGGCCGAGCAAGUACGGCCCACCACUUCCAUCGAGGACGACAAUGACGACGAUGCCAUCAUGGUUGAUGAUCCAUCUCUCUUUUGAGAGCACGAAUCAAUGUUGUAGUACAAGAGCUGUUAUGAUUUUAAUAGAGAUGGGU
This is a messenger RNA of Capsaspora owczarzaki ATCC 30864, 1260 nucleotides long. RefSeq lists its product as hypothetical. The transcript is spliced from 2 exons. The coding region runs from base 93 to 1205 and encodes 370 amino acids. Lineage: Eukaryota; Filasterea; Ministeriida; Capsasporidae. The record is from RefSeq and is a predicted model, not a curated record.